AGUACUCGCCCCCAGCCCCACGCUUUUCCCCCGUUGCGGAAACCCGAAGAAAAACAGGGGGAGCACCAAAUCCCGACCCCAAUCCCUCAAUCCGAUCCCCUCACCUCUUCUCGACGCGGGGUUGGUCGCAUCGGCGGCGGCGAUGCCAUGAAGGUGGCGGCAGCGGCGGCGGAGGCGGUGGCGGAAUGGCGAGGGGAGUGGUAGAAUGGGGGUGAAGAGGAGCGAAGUGGUGCUUCUAUAGGAGGAUCACCAUUACGGUGUGCUCCGUGAACCUCUUCGUCGCGCUCUCUUCGUCCUACUACGCUCGCUUUACUCCUCCCUCUACGUUGGCGAUCCCUUUCCAGGUCAGCUUUCAAUGCCAAAUAAAAAGGCCCUUAACCCCAAAGGAACCCAGAAUCCUACCUGGUAACACGCGGUCGGGUUACGAAGGGUCCCCUCCACUCUUCGACUACGAGCGUUUACGUUCGAACCACUCCCUCACUGAUGGCGUGCUCACCUUCUCUGCGACCCCGCCUCCUCUCUUCCUUCUUCGGAGACCGCAUCCUCUACUCCGCAGUGCCGCUCCGCUCCUUUCUCCACCUUCACGCUGGAAAUAAGCAAGCAUCAGUGCAGUUGUCCAGAACUUUGUGCAAUUUAGCUGAUCUUCUCUUUAAUAGAAGAGAUAAGGAUGACUUGUUAAAUAAUAAGCGGAAACGUCUGCAACCUGGGAACGUUUCUCCUUGUCUAGAAGUUCCUGAUCAUAUACCUCGGCCUCCAUAUGUAAAUUCUCGUCAAUCACCUGGAAUCGCUUUCGGACCUGAAAUUCAUGACGAAAGGGGAAUAGAAUGCAUGCGAGCUUCUGGACGGCUUGCUGCUCAAGUUUUGGAGUAUGCUGGGAAUCUUGUUAAGCCAGGUACAACGACUGACGAGAUUGACAAAGUAGUACACCAAAUGAUCAUCGACAAUGGAGCAUAUCCUUCACCUCUUGGCUAUGGUGGCUUCCCAAAGAGUGUUUGCACAUCAGUAAAUGAAUGUAUUUGUCAUGGAAUACCAGAUUCACGUGCACUUGAGGAUGGUGACAUUAUCAACAUUGAUGUUACCGUCUAUCUCAAUGGUUAUCAUGGUGAUACAUCUGCCACAUUUCUUUGCGGUGAUGUCGACGAGGGAGCUAAGAAAUUAGUAAAGGUAACAAAAGAAUGUCUUGACAAGGCAAUAUCGAUAUGUGCUCCGGGAGUGGAGGUCAACCGCAUUGGGAAAACCAUACAUGAUCAUGCAGAUAAAUUUCGGUUUGGUGUAGUUCGACAAUUUGUUGGUCAUGGAGUUGGGCGAGUGUUCCAUGCUGAUCCUGUUGUUCUUCAUUACAGAAAUAAUGAAUGUGGACGCAUGGUAUUAGGUCAAACAUUUACAAUAGAGCCCAUGCUAACAAUGGGGAGCACAAAUCCUAGGAUAUGGGCCGAUAAUUGGACCGCGGUGACAGAAGAUGGGAGCUUGUCGGCGCAGUUUGAGCACACGAUAUUGAUUAUAGAAAAUGGGGCAGAAAUACUUACAAAAUGCUAAGAUUUGUGAACCCUGAACAAUUUAUCCUCCCUUUAUUUUUCUUUUAAUUAUCGAACAAGCUAUAUUCAUUGCAAAAGCAAUUGCUACUCCCUGGUGGGUCAUUUAUUGAAAUUUGAAAUUUGAGUCGCUUUCACUGAGGAGACUCAAUGCGAACUCAUUUUUCCAUGGAA
Messenger RNA from Ananas comosus (pineapple), 1706 nucleotides. RefSeq names its product methionine aminopeptidase 1D, chloroplastic/mitochondrial. The coding region runs from base 484 to 1536 and encodes 350 amino acids. NCBI's taxonomy places the organism in Eukaryota, Viridiplantae, Streptophyta, Magnoliopsida, Poales, Bromeliaceae. The transcript has 11 exons. The record is from RefSeq and is a predicted model, not a curated record. Gene Ontology annotation, biological process: proteolysis. Gene Ontology annotation, molecular function: metalloaminopeptidase activity.